AUGAGUAGCGAAGAAUGGGAUGAAACAGUAGUGUCUUUAGCAUAUGAGAUAAAGCAAGACCUUAUCAUUUUGGUAAAUAAAGUUACUGAGUACAUAUCAAUUUCAAAUCUGGUCUAUUAAUUUUUAGCAUUUGUUAUAAAAUUUGUUUUGUUAUACCUAGAUUGGAACUAUGUGGAAGGAUAUAAGCCCUGGUAAUCUGUGAUAGAAUUUAUCAACAAAAUGAAGGAGAUGCAAUUGAUGUGUUUGAUCUACAGGUCUGUUUAUUUUAUCAUAUAUUCUUCAACUUUACAGCAUGUUAGUUAAGAACUGUUGCUGUAUGGAAAGUGUUUUUAUAGUAUACUCCAUUUAUAUGUUAAUUUGGUUCUGUGAAAAUAAUUUUAAUGUUUAAAUUCCAAAUGGUAAUGCCUGCUCCGGUGGCAACUUUAGAACGUUGAAUCACUUAUUUUUUUGUUUCUUCGAAAGGUAGAUUUUUGUCUAUAGUUGAAAAUGAAAUAUAUUAUUUGUAUUCCAGUGUAAAGAAUGGGGACUGCAACUUUGUGAGUCUUUUGGCCCAUUACUUGGAAUGGGAGACUAUGGACACCUCGUUAUUCAACAUGCUUCAACGAUGAUGCGAUCGUUCAGAUCAAUGAAGGAAUUUAGUAACCAGGGAUUCGAAAGUUCGCAUAAGGCAGACUGUGGAUUAUACCAGCAAGCUACUAAUAAUGAUAUGAUGUCCAAAGACUGUUCAGGUUUGUUGUGA
This is a messenger RNA of Paramuricea clavata, 739 nucleotides long. The record is from the annotation of a GenBank genome assembly. NCBI's taxonomy places the organism in Eukaryota, Metazoa, Cnidaria, Anthozoa, Malacalcyonacea, Plexauridae.